Molecule: messenger RNA, 1979 nt
Organism: Zootoca vivipara (common lizard)
Lineage: Eukaryota; Metazoa; Chordata; Lepidosauria; Squamata; Lacertidae
Source: RefSeq, a predicted model, not a curated record
GCCCGGCUGGCCAUGAAAGCCCUCGGAGCGGAGCACCGGCUCGGCAUUCGCCGGUUGGAUCAGCUGCAGCAGCGCGGGCCACCAUGAGCGGGUACGUUGGCGACCUCAGCGCCAAGCAGGAGGAGGCGCUGGCCAAGUUGCAACCCCACCUCCUUGAACUUGAGCAACACUGCACGGACACGCGCAACCAGUUCCUGUGGGUCUUUUCCAGCAAUCAAAACAUCAUCAAAAAAUGGCAAGACCCCCGGCAGACCUCUUAACAGGCGUUCCAUGAGCCCUUGAAAAAUCCCUGGGGCCACACAAACUCCGAACUGUAAUCUGUUAACUCUGAACGCCCCUUUAUGUGUGACAAUAGUCUGUGCUUCCGCUGAUUGUGGGGUUACUGGCAGCUGUUGUUCCGCGAGAACAUCCAGGAUAUCUUUCCUCUGAUGCCUCUCACAGAGGACUACUAUCUCUUGAAAUGGCUCCGAGCUCGGUGUUUUGACUUGCAGAAGUCUGAAGCCAUGCUCCGGAAGCACAUUGAAUGCCGGAAGCACAUGGAUGCAGAUCAUAUCCUGGAUUGGAAGGCCCCAGAGGUCAUUACGAAGUACAUGGCCGGGGGAAGAUGCGGUUUUGACCGGGAAGGCUGCCCCAUCUGGUACGAGAUCAUUGGACCUCUCGACGCCAAAGGGAUCCUCUUCUCAGCUUCGAAACAAGAUUUGCUUAAAAAAAAGUUCCAGGACUGUGAGCUUCUACGGCAUCUGUGUGUGGAGCAAAGUGAGAAGCUGGGGAGGAGAAUUGAAACUGUCAUGAUGAUUUACGAUUUUGAAGGGCUGGGCCUGAAGCAUCUCUGGAAGCCAGCUGUGGAUGCCUAUUCUGAGCUUCUUGCCAUGUUUGAAGAGAACUAUCCUGAGUCCCUUAAACAAGUCUACGUUAUAAAAGCUCCCAGGCUCUUCCCCGUGGCUUACAACUUGGUGAAGCACUUUCUGAGCGAAGACACUCGGAAGAAGAUUGUGGUCUUAGGAGCUAACUGGAAGGAGGUUUUGCAAAAGCACAUCGACCCCUCACAGAUCCCCAAGGAAUAUGGGGGAACCCUCACAGACCCAGAUGGAGACCCCAAAUGCAAGACUAUGCUUAACCAUGGUGGAGAAGUCCCCAAGAAAUACUACGUGCGAGACCAGCUGAAGCAGCAGUAUGAGCAUUCAGUGAUAGUGAAUCGGGGCUCCUCGCAGCAGCUGGAAUACGAGAUCCUCUUCCCGGGCUGUGUCCUGAGGUGGCAGUUCAUGUCGGACGGGGCCGAUAUAGGCUUUGGUGUCUACCUGAAGACCAAAGUUGGGGCGCGCCAGCAUGCCAGCGAAAUGGAGGAAGUGCAUCCCAACCAGCGCUACAACGCUCACAUGGUGCCCGAAGACGGCUCAGUCACCUGUGCGGAUCCAGGGAUCUACGUCCUGCGGUUUGACAACACGUACAGCUACAUCCACGCCAAGAAAAUCAGUUACACCGUCGAAGUGCUACUUCCGGACAAGAAAGUGGAAGAAGACUUCCAAAAGGUGGAGGAGCAGACGAAAGAGCUGAAGAUAAACCACGCCUGAUGGAGCUUUCUCUCCCCUCCAACCCGCAACCCCCCCCCCCCCACACACACCAAGGUGGCAAUCCUAAAAUCCUUGGGAGGGGUGGGUUUAUUGGGCAGAAGAGUGGAAGGAACAUUCCCAAGGAUGGUGGGGGGAUUUGAUUUGGGGCGGUGGAGUGGAUUAUUUUUGCAGUUGGACCUAUUGGUCUCUUCCUGUCCCUGCUGUGGGACAUUGCCCACCAGCAGCUUUUUUUUUAGGGUAAUGGGGAUUGAUUUGGCGAUGCUAAUGGGCAGAGGAGAGCUGCUUUUUCUGUCUCUCAAGCUCUGUAGCCCGGCCUCCAUGUUUACAUGGCCCCUGAGACCCGGCGGGCAUAGCGAACCUUUUUUCCUUCCCUCGUGGCGCUGCAUUUCUUCAAGUCACAGGCCACGG